AUGACCAAAACAAAACCGUACAACAUCGAGACCGAGUUGGUUCUCAACAAGUCCAAUGAUCAACACAACGCCAGCGUGCCGCCUUUGUAUCAGUCUGCCACAUUUAAGCAAGAGUCCCUCUCCAAUAUGGGCGCGUACGACUACACUCGUUCGGGAAACCCAACUAGAACACAUUUACAGAACCACAUGGCAAAGAUCAUGAAGGCCAGCCAGACAUUUGCUGUGACUUCGGGCAUGGGAUGUCUUGAUGUGAUUUUGCGGUUGCUUCAACCUGGAGACGAGGUGAUCGCUGGCGACGACUUGUACGGAGGCACCCAUAGGCUAUUGACAUAUAUGAACAACAAGGGAGAUCUAGUGGUUCAUCAUUAUGAUACAACGAACACAGAGUUGAUCAAGUCGAAAAUCACCCCCCGCAUAAAGAUGAUUUUCUUGGAGUCCCCCACAAAUCCGUUGAUGAAGGUUUGUGAUGUCAAAGCUAUCACUGACCACGCCCACGCAGUCAAUCCAGACUGUAUUGUUGUUUUCGACAACACCAUGAUGACUCCUAUUUUGAUGACUCCCUUGGAUUUAGGCGUAGACAUCCAAUAUGAGUCAGCAACUAAGUACCUAAAUGGCCACCACGAUAUCAUGGCCGGUGUGAUCGGUACCCGCGAUCCUAAGUUGGCUGAGCGUAUAUACUUUGUGAUCAACUCCACCGGGUGUGGGUUGAGUCCCUUUGAUUCCUGGUUGUUAAGCAGAGGUUUGCGUACCUUGGCAGUGAGAGUUGAGAGGCAACAGAAAAACUGUUCGAGAAUAGCAGAAUUCUUGCAAAAUGCUGGCUUCAAGGUACGCUACACAGGGUUGCCAUCGCACCCUCAAUAUAGCUUGCAUCAGAGCCAAUGUAAGGGCGCGGGCGCAGUGUUGAGUUUCGAGACGGGCUCCAUCAAGAUGUCUGAGAAGAUUGUGGAGUCGACGGACAUUUUCGGCAUUGCAGUCUCUUUUGGGUGCGUCAACUCGUUGAUUUCGAUGCCAUGCAAGAUGUCACAUGCUUCAAUUGACUCGAAGACGAGAGAAGAAAGAGAUUUCCCGGAAGACUUGAUAAGAUUGUGCAUUGGUAUUGAAAAUGUGGACGACUUGAUAUACGACUUGACGCGGGCGCUUUUGAAAAGUGGAGCGGUCAAGAUAAACGAGAGAGAUGAAUUGUACAAUGCCAUUGGCAUCCAGCCCAAAUUGUGA
Molecule: messenger RNA, 1215 nt
Organism: Candidozyma auris
Lineage: Eukaryota; Fungi; Ascomycota; Pichiomycetes; Serinales; Metschnikowiaceae
Product: cystathionine beta-lyase STR3
Exons: 1
Coding region: 1-1215 (404 amino acids)
Biological process (GO): 'de novo' L-methionine biosynthetic process; transsulfuration
Cellular component (GO): cytoplasm
Molecular function (GO): pyridoxal phosphate binding
Source: RefSeq, a predicted model, not a curated record